Molecule: messenger RNA, 1166 nt
Organism: Fonticula alba
Lineage: Eukaryota; Rotosphaerida; Fonticulaceae
Product: NADH dehydrogenase (ubiquinone) Fe-S protein 3
Exons: 7
Coding region: 223-1002 (259 amino acids)
Molecular function (GO): NADH dehydrogenase (ubiquinone) activity
Source: RefSeq, a predicted model, not a curated record
CGCCAGAUGAUCCUCCUCCAGCUUCCUCCUUUUGCUGUCACGAAGUUCGCCUCCCUCUCGCCUCCUCCUCCCACACGCGCCCGGCCCCCUCUAUUUGUUCCUCUUCUCCAUCCCCCCUCCGCCUCUGCCCGCGCGUGGGGUCCUGCCUUGUGCAGGCCGCCUCUGCCCUGCCCGGGCUCCCCUUUCCCCGGGCCGCCGCCUCGUCCUUGGGAUUGACUCAAGAUGCUGUCCCGCUCAGCUCUCGCUACCGCUCCCGCUCUCCGGGCUCUGCGCACCCCCGCCGUCUCGGCCCUGCCCCGCGCGCUCUACACCACCGAGCGCCCGGAGACUUGUGCCGCUGUCAUCCAUGGUGUUGAGAUCGCCCCCCCCAAGGCCACCCUCACGGCCAAGCUCUACCGCGAGCAGACCGAGAAGCACCUGAAGGAGUUCGGCCAGUACCUGGUCGACACCAUCCCCCGCUUCAUUCAGGGCACCUACAUGCACAACGGCCAGCUCACCAUCCUGACCGCCCCCGAGAACAUCACCAAGGUCUCCGAGUUCCUCCGCGAUCAUACUCCUGCCCAGUACAAGCAGCUGGCUGAUGUGACCGCCGUCGAUUUCCCGAUGCGCUCCAACCGCUUCGAGAUCGUCUACAACUUCCUCUCCCACCGCUUCAACUCUCGCAUCCGCGUCAAGACCUACGCCAGCGAGACCAGCACCGUUCCCUCCGUGACGCCGCUCUUCUUCGGCGCCAACUGGCAGGAGCGCGAGGUUUGGGACCUGUUCGGUGUCUACUUCACCGACCACCCCGACCUGCGCCGCAUCAUGACCGACUACGGUUUCGAGGGCCACCCCCUGCGCAAGGACUUCCCCCUGUCCGGUUACUAUGAGAUCCGCUACGACGACGAGCAGAAGUGCAUCGUCCAGGAGCCGGUUGAGCUGACCCAGGAGUACCGCAAGUUCGACUUCCACUCCCCGUGGGAGGCCCUCCAGGGCAGCCGCAAGACCCCGAACCAGAACUAAGGUUGGGCAGGCUUCCACAUUCUCACACACACAUACAUACAUAUAUAAAAUAUAUAUAUGCACAUUCAUACACACACACACGCACACGUGUACGCGGGCCCUCGCAUCCGGCCAUGCCUUGCUGGCUGGCGCUAUGUUCUCGCGGCGUCCCCCCCCCCCCUCCC